AUGCAUGUUAGCAGUAAACAUCAUGGCUGUACUAUUUUCUUCUUAUUGUAACGCUUUAUUGUAGUUUCCUUUUCAUUGGAUCUUAUGUAAAGUAGGAAACGUAUCAGCUAACAACCGAGGACACAGAAGGUUAAGGAUUUAUUUUUAAAAAUAAAAUGAUUGCUGCAAGUAUAGCUUCAGCUAUAGGAGCACCAGAAGGGGCGAUAAAGCUAAUUCUGACAAUUUUUAUAGGUAAGAUUACUGACUAAAGAAACCAGCCAGAAAGAAACCUUUUAAUUUUAAAGAAAAGUAGGUUUGAUGGUUGGAUUUUGGACUUGUUAUUAUUGGCCCUAUCUAUCUAGAAAAUAAAGUCAAGAUUGGACUAGUUUGUAAUUUUUUUUCACCUUAGUACCAUAGGCACUGUUAUCUAUAUAAUUAUAAUUAUAUAGUAUACUUCCUACAGAUAUAGAAAUAGAUUAAUGAUUGAGUUUGAAAAUAAAAAUGAUUUUAAGGGCAAGGAAUAUGCUUAUUAAUAGGUAUACUGAAGUUGUGAAGCCAUAUAUUAUAGCCUAUAUUUUAAAAUUGCCUGUACUUUUAUCUUCAAUUAAAAAAUUUAUCACUGUACUAUGAAUAUGUCAUGUUUCUUUUCACAUCACCCGCUCCAGCAUGUAUAGAUGAUAUUAAUAUAAGGUAAAUUUUGAGUUAACGUUACGGGUUUUGCCAAGAGUUUCCUCACCCUAAGCGCAGUGACAUCACAUUGGGAAUACAACACUGGACUGAGGGUGAAUAGAUCUAUUCUUUGAAGGACCCGAACGAUGUGUUAUAACAAAUUAACAUUCCUGUUCUUUAUUGAGCAUUACUCGCAUCACAAACGAUAAGGUUAAUAUGAACUAUAUUGAAGUGAAAUUCUCCAUUAAUUUGUAUUAAAAUUCAACUUACACGUUUCAAAAGAAAGGAAAAAAGAAACACAUCCUUGCUGAUACCCCAAGAGCCAACACCGGUGAAAAAAAGACGCCCGCAAAAAUUGCUGUAUUUUGAUUAGUUGAAAAUACCUGUAUGUUGAAACUUAGGUAACAAAAGUAAGACUACUGCUUAAAUUGCAUUUGGAAUGAUCUAGGAACUGGAAUACCAAAAUACCCCAAUUUAACCAAAAACUUAAAAUAAGAAAACAAUAACUUGCAUUAUGUAAAUAGAAACAUCGAAAUCUUUUUAGUAUAGCUCUAUAGAUGGCGCUGUAGACGGAAAUGGAACUGGGGGAACCUCCCUGACCUAUAUAUCCUGGAACACAUCGUUGGCCUUACCGCUAACACAAAACCAGCCUUAAUAUAAAUAUGGAUAUGAUGUGACAUUAGCUAUAGAUCUAAGUCAGUGAUGGGCAAAUUGCGGCUAGCAACCCGCAUGCGGCUCUUAAGCGACCAGAUUGCAACUCGGCCUAUCAGCCACAAAUCGGUUUUGAUUCCGAAAAACAUGGUUCUUGAAAAGAAAUUUGGCUCUCAAAAAAUGUUAUGUCGUCCUGCUGCUGAUUUUUGGCUCUUUGCGACUGAGUUUGCCGAUCACUGGUCUAAGUAACCGGGUACCUGCCUCACUGUCUAACCUGAUUCAUUUGGUCAUGGAUUUGGAUAAUUUUUCACUAUUGAAAUUUUUAUAUAUAGACAAUAAAAUAAUUCAAUUACAAUUUAAAUCAAAAUAUUUGAAAAAGAGAUUUUGCAGUUUAUUAAUUAUAAUGAGCAAUAUGAUAAGUUUUAGUCUGGUAAUAAUUAUUCAUUAUGCUCUGAUUGAAGCUAAGGCCUUGGUUGUUCUCCGUACAGGCAACAUGACCAUUACUCUUUCAGACAAAUUUCUCCGGUGGUGGGGCAUUUCAGAUGUUUGGGUGGACUGUGCCAUUGGUGAAGGGUGGGUGGUCUACCCUCGGGUGGCAUUUUGGCCUUAAUGCAGAGCUUUUUUUAAUAUUGGUGACCAAGUACAUUGCGCGAAUCAAAAGUGGUUCAACCCCUCCACAGAAAUUUUUUUAUAAAUUUAACGUUUAAAGGGGGGCAGUUUGACAUAGACCUAACAAUCAAUGUUUCUGACAGAAAAUUUGAUCCAGGGAGGAGUCAUUUUAGGCGUAAGUGGGGGGGGGGGGCACAUCUAUUAGCUUGAAAUUUAGGCAUGGAGUGAUUUUCAUUGUUCACAUUUUUCUUUCUGGGGGUUGGGCACUUGAUUUCCUGGGAGAGAUGCCUGAAAGAAACACUAAACAUGACAUAAGUUGUAGGGGCCCAUAGCCUCUAACCAGGCCCUGUGCCUAAAAGUAUGUCUGCCACAUAUAUAAUAUAUGGUCAAUAUAGGCGAUGAAUAAAUCACUAUUGUAACCUGAAUUCAUGUCAUUUGUAUUUGUAAUUUUCCUUGGCUCAACAGUGUCACAACAAUUCUUCUACAGACUUUUACCAUGGUUCAACAGUGUCACAACAAUUCUUCUACAGACUUUUCAUAUACAACAUUUUUUUCACCGCUAUGUGGUCUGCCAUGACACUUAGUCUACAACCUGUGGUCUGCUCCACAUUUGCCCUGGUUUACAGUGUAAACAUUACUGUUGGCAUACCGUAUUGUAGACAAAUCGUCAGUAGAUUAAAUGUGUUGACGAAAUGCCGCAGAGGAAUAUCUGAUGAUGAAUUGUUGCAGAACCAUCAAGAACACCACCUGCUAACAAUACCAAGGGGACACUACCAACUAUGCUUUGUGCAUAUGGGAUCAUCUCUCCUUUUUGAUUACUGAUGCCACCAAAGGUGCUCAUGUCUGCAUUGUCUAAUAUGACAGAGGCAUAAUAGCAUGUCUGUGCAGGACCCCCAACUCCAGUAAUUGACCGCUGGCUGCUAAUUACAUAUUAACCUUCACCUCAUAAAAUGACUGAUAACAAAUGAGUCUAAUUGCUAUUCAUAUAUUUAUUUGAAGUGGGAAUGAACUGUACUUCAUAAAGCAAUUAAUUAUAUUUUAAAAUGCAUUUUAAAUUUAUGCUGACAUAUUUUUAUGUUAAUUGUGCGUGAAUCUAUGUUCAUAUUACAUAGCAUAAUUUCAAAUUUGUCUUGUCUCAAAAUUAGGAUACCCACUAGCUUUGAUACACAGAAUCCCAGCGCUCUACCAGGCACCACCAGUGUUAAAACACAUCCUUUUCACACUUGAAGGCUUGACCCUAUGUUACUACAAUUUUGGUAAGUUGUUAGUAGCAGUAUAGACAUUAAUUUAUGUAUUUAAUAGUCUUAAUUGUGAAAGCGGACACAGCUUCAUACUUGGGGUCCUUUUCAAAUUUUCCCACUAACAGAUGUGAUAAUUUAAAAUCUUUUUAAAAUUGACAAUAAAAUGUUCUAUUUUGGUCAGUUUCUGGGUGGUAAGGUAUUUAGAUUAUUGUUACUAAGAGAAGAGACAUUGCUUUUCAGUGGACCAAUAAUUGGAUUUGUGAAUUUAGCAUAUGAGUAAAAGGGAAAGGCAGAUAGAACUACUGGGAGGAAAAGUAAAUAUUAAAUCAUUUCUGUUCUGAAGUGUUCUGAAAUUUCAAAAUUUCUGCAUUCAAUUAUCUCCAAAGAGGUUAAAUACUUCGUAUUUUCUUCACCGUAGGAUUAUUUGGAUUGUACAUUGUUAACAUUGACAAAAAAACACACUUUUUUCCCCAGGUGUUGACACAGUACACACAUGGCUGAAUAUAACUAUCACCUACCUAGUGUUAUUCUUCUGUGGAGGAUCCAAGUUUUCCGUUAUUUUUAUUUUUGUCUUCAACACUGUGAGUAUGUUUUAUCUAGUCUUUUAUUUAAAAAACAAAGGAAGCUGAUUAGUAUACUAAUUUUAGAAUUAUUAAAAAAAGAGGAUCCUCUAGAUCAAGGGUCUCAAAUUCGCGGCCAUUUGCGGCCUGCAUGACAAUAUUUUGUGGCCAGCUACAUGACAGCAAAGUUUAGUGUUAAUGCAGCCCACGAGUUUUCCCCAAUCUCAUAUCUACAAUGUGACCCUCCCGGACAGUUUCAGUCGAAUCUUACCGAAUAGUCUGAUUUUUAUUAUGUUUAUAUAGAUUUGGACUUUGAUUAUAAUAGUAAAACCGUUUUAAAAUCGGACUAAAUUUUUUUAAUUAUAUAGCAUAUUAUGAGAAAAAGAUGGCCGAAAUGCGGUUUUGAGAAAAUUUAAAAAGUCAGUGGGUAAUAGUAUACACAACCAUAAUUGUAUAAACCGUAGCAAACUGACACUGUAUCAACGAAUCUCACGUGAAAUUGCUGAUACUGUUUACGAGUGAGGGAAAUUCCAAGCCUGUCGGCUUGGUCACUUUCAAUAUAGGGUUAGUCAAAAAGGCCUUUUGUACGAUAAAAAAAAUCAAAAUUCAUUUUCCCUACAAUAGCAUCUUCCUUUGCAUCAAUAAUUUAUAAAUAUUGUCUGCUCCUGCUGACUGCUUGAACACAUUUUAGCAUUUAAAGCCUUCAUAGAGAAGGAUGAGGUGGUUGUUCCUGUACUAACUGAUCCCAAAUGGCUCAUGGGCUUGGCUUUUUUGUUGACAAUACAUAGUAGCUGAAUGUACUCAACCACAAGCUACAAGACCAGAAGUAGCUUGUGAGUGUUGCCAAUGACAAUGUCAGGGGAUUCUGCACAAAACUUGUGUUAUGGUUCUUAGUUAAACCUCUACUAUUUCCCAACAAGCAAAGUACUCAUGGACUCAUGCACUCCAUUCAGAAGUAAGUAUUCUGAUGCCAUUGCAAAGCUACAGGAAGAAUUUGAUCACGUUUGCAGACUUUCACUUCAAAUGGAGCUGAUUGAUCAUCAUUGCAAUUCUAAGUUCAGGGAGGUGAAUGGAAAAACAGACAAGCAUGGACAAUUUAUGAGAGCAGUGCCCUCCACCUUUCCUGAGAUUUCCAGGUUGUUCAAGCGAAUGAUGUGCCUUUUUUGAGAGUACCAAUCUGUGUGAAAAGCUCUUUUUCACUAUGAACUUUAACAAGUCAAAGUUCAGGGCCAAACUGACUGAUGAGCAUCUUUAAGCUAUUCUGAGGAUCUCAGCUGCUUUCUCACUCAGCUGAGUAAGAAGAAGCUCUGCCAGUUCUCUGACAACAAGGAGUAGGAUGAAGAAAGUGAAGCCAAGUUCUUGAGAACCCUUAAUGUUUUUAUUUGUUAUUAACCCUUUACUGGGCAAAAUGGCCAAAAACGUCUUUAGUACUGAACGGGCAAAACGUCCAAAAGCGUCUGUGACAACAUAGAGUUGUAAACUCAUGACCUCCGAGUCUUUGCGCGCCUUCCUAUUAUUUACAUCCGGUUUUUCCGAUAGCUGGAUGAAGUGGGCGCCAGUUACAAGUAUUUAAUCGAUUGUUUGGGGGUAGUUUUAGGGGUUUAAACAAAAUAUUUUUUUCGAAGUGGAUUUUGCCGAUUAUUCAAGUGAUAGCGGAGAUUUCGCUGAAUUCAAUUUGACAUUGAAGUGCUCGAAUUGGCUGUAAAUUGGAACUAGAUAUUAAUAUUAUUAUUAAUAUUAGUGAAAUCAGCGUAGUAAGCAGCAUUGAAUUUUACAAACUUUGAUUUUGUGGCAGUGUUUGUAAAUAGUGAAUAGAUGACUCACAAUCACAAACAAUAUGUUGUUUUUUGCAAAUAUUUGUGUUCAUAUGAGGAUUAAUGGCAACAUGUGAGUAAAUUUAUAAAUCUGCAUUCAUUUUCCUUUAUUUUGCUUUUUAUUUCACAAAAAUUUGUUAACACCUUAGAUUUGAUUUUUUUAAUAAUGUAACCCUAAAUCUUACUAAAAAACUGGAGGAUUAGUGCCCGUUCAGGACUAGCAAGAGGAAGUACCACUGCCCUGUAAAGGGGUAAUAAAGGUUGAGCAGAUUGUAACAGUUGUACUUUAUUAUUGAAUUUGUAAUCGCUUUUUUGUGGAAUACUUGAUGUGGCCCAGUCUCACUCAGGCCCUACCUUCUGCGGCGCCCAGAUAAUUUGAGUUUGAGACCCCUGCUCUAGAUGCUGGAAGCAAGAACUGGAACAUUUCUUUUUAUCUGUCAUAUUUUGAACUCAUGAAGUAUCUAAAAAAAAAGAUACUUUAUUUUUUUUAAUGAAAAAAAUAAUCUUUUCUUCCCUUUAGGGUGCAUAGCUGAAGGGUUUAAAGUAUUAUUAAUAUACAUGUUUGUUUGGUCACUGCGAUAUUUUUUCUAUUAAUAAUAAUUUUCAUGUGCUUCAAGAACCUUGUGAAUGUUUUUUCAACACUAAAAAAACCCCACCAUAUUCAUUGCCAAACCAAAUUCUUAUUCAUAUCUUUUGCUUUAAAUUUAGCUUGUCAAAGUGCCGUCAGUUUAUUUUCUUAUUUUCUAUUUAUUUUCAGUGCUAUCUUAUCCUAGGAUACUAUUCCACAAUAUCUUUUCAAGAAUUUGGGAUUUCCUGGACCAUGCCUCAUUGUGUCCUGACCCUGCGGUUGACAGCAGUGGCCAUUGAUUAUUAUGAUGGAAAGAAGGUAGAUAAAUCAUGAUACACUCACAAAAGAUUUUACUGGAGUGCUUGUAAACAAAUUUAACAAAGGGCUCUACUGAAAUUUCUGAGUUUCUGACAAUCUUUAUACAGUCACAAAGGACAGGCAGUCUUGUUAUGGUCUGUCAGUUGAGCUGUGUUAUCUUAGGUUUUUCUGCUGAAGGGUAAAGAAAGGGUUUGUUUGGGAGGCUGUUCAUAGGCAAGUUUUUUUGUUAUGACACAUAAAGUGAGGACAUCACAAUAGUUUUGUAAUGGAAAGAAUAAGAAGAGGAAUUAAUGAUGUAGAAUGAUUGUGUUUGUUUUCAAGUUUUUGUGCACUGCCUUGUCAGAAUAUGUUGUAAAUAAAAUUAAGUAAAAUGUUAUUAGUUCAGUCGCACUGAUUCCCUUGGAUUUGCCUGCGGGUUGCGACCCCUUUGGGGGUCUAACGACCCUUUCACAGGGAUUGGCUAAGACCAUUGGAAAACACAUAUACUCAACAGUUAUGAAGUAGCAAGAAAAAUAAUUUUGUUGUUGGGGGUCACCACAGCAUGAGGAUCUGUAUUAAAGGGUUGCAACAAAAGGAAAGUUGAGAACCUCUGCUUUAGACUAAACAAUUGACAGGAAAUCUUCUAGACUACAUUGCAACAGAAACAAUUUCUUCUCAUAUCUUCCUUAAUUUAGCCCUUUUUCAAAAAUACCUAGCACAAAUAUUUGUGUAUUAAAGAUCAAAGCUUCAAUUUCAGAAACUGUUGGUUUUUUUUUUACCUCAACUCCAUUAUGUUGUCUGACAAUGCAAUGCUUUUGCCAUGGCCGAUGAAUGCAAAUGAUAAUAAAGUCAUUUAAUUUUUUACCUUUUGUUAAAAUAUUAUGGAGAGAAUCACAGCACUGACUGUAGCCUGCUUUUGAAAUAAGACUAGUUGUCUAACACAAUACCAUGAGAUGUUGGCUGAUUGUUGCCUCUUAUUCCAUCAAGUUCUUAUCAUUUCACUUUUUGUCAUCAACUUAUGUAACAGAGUAAAGAGAGUGAGAAAACUGCUGUCAGUGACUCAGCCCUCCCACAAAGGCCUGGUUACCUAGAAAUGUUGGGACACAGUUUUUUCUUUGGUGGUGUCCUGGUUGGACCACAGGUAGGAUUACAAUUUCAUUUGGUAAUAAAUUGUAAAAAAAAAUCACAGAUUUUUUUCAGAAAAAAUUCACCAGGUAUGUAUGCAUGGCUGUAAGGCUGUGUUCAAUAGGCAUGCCAAAUAAAAUUCACAGAAGUCAGCACUAAAUGCGAUUCUCAUAUAAAAUGCAUUGCUGGAAUGCAUGUUUUAUCAAGUAAGUUUAGCUCACUCAUUGCCCCUGCCAUUUUUUGGUGGGUUACUUCAAGUAGAAAAUAAAGUUUUAAACCAUUUUUAGGUCUCUUUUCACCCAGACCUGAAAGGAAGAGAGACUGACUUUUUUUUAAAUAGAAAAAUAAUAAUUAAAUUGUAUGUGUAUCACACACAAGAAACUGAGAAUGAGAAUGUUAAUAUUGGUCAAAGGAAAUGAUGCAUUUAAAAGAAGUUAGUUUAACAGUUCAGAAUGUAAUGAAAACCAUGAGGUAAUAAAUUGACAUUUCUGUUUCAGUUUUCCAUGAAACGAUAUUUAAAGUUUGUGAAUGGAGACUUUGCUGAUAAACAAACGGGCCUAGCCCCAGACAGGUAUGUGAUGACAAUGAACUGAACACUGUUUUAAAUGUAUUUAAUUAUGUCGAUUACUGCAUUAAACUAAUAUAUUUCUGGGAGUUGGGUUAAGUUACUCUCGACCCUUGGCAUUUUUUUGCUUUCUUCAUGGAAAGAAAAACAAAACAUUAUCUUAAUUAAAUGUUUCUUUAUUUUGUUUUGUAGCAAAAAUGAGCACAAAGGAUUUUUAAAUUAAAAUAUUUUUUUAAAAUUAUUAAUUUUAACUAAAAAUUUAUUAAUUUUAAUUAAAAAAUUAUUAGUUAUUUAUUUUAGUUAAAAACAUUAAUUAAUCAUUUUAAUUAAAAAUUUGUUAAUUUUUUUUAAAGCAUAAGUGCAAGUCUCAAGAGAAUGGCUGGUGGUAUGAUGUACCUAAUCAUGUUCCAAGCACUUGCCUUGUACAUCCCAGACGAUUAUAUUACAUCUCAAGCUUUUGAUGUAAGUAGCUCUGGAUUUAGCUAUGUUAUUAGAACCAACCUGAGCUGUUGAAAUGCUAAUGUUAACACUCUGUAAUUUGAGUUGAGACAUGGCAAACAAAUGAUUGAGAAACAGAGCAGAAAUCAUCCUCAUUCUCAACACAGAAAUGACAGCCAAAAAAAGUAUUUCAAGGUGAAUUGUAUCAUUAAUAAUUUUUUUUGUGUGGAAAGAUCACUCAGGAGUGGGAUUUUAUUAUGUAUUUAUUUGCAGACAUAAUUUCGGUUGUAACCUUGUCACCUAGAUCCUUGUGCUCCCUCUAGUGUUAUAGCUAACAGUGGUGGCAGAUAGGCAUAACUAAUAAAUUUGUUAACAAUAAUUAACCAGAAUAAUUAAAAUAUAUUUUGUUAACCCUCACAAAAGCUGAAAUGAUUUUUUGAUGCAGUCACAGCUUUUGCUUACUAAAAAUAAAUCACAUUAUGAAAUUUAGCAACUGAAAUGUUUUUCUUUUACUGGUGCUUUAUUAAAUUCAUCUCCAGAAUCUUGGACUGAUGACCAAGUGUGCCUUAAUAUUACUGUGGGGAAAGAAUGCGUUACACAAAUAUGUUGGAGUUUGGUUGAUCCAGGUGAGGUGUUACCUAAGUAGUUGAACGCGGCAGCAGUGUCAGUAUUGAGAUAAGUAAGACUUCCUAGUCCCACCAAAUUCCAGGGAAGUGUGCACCUGACAUUGAUGCUUGACACCUCUGUCCCCAGGUGGUUUCAUUGCUGGUUUAACCAGCUAGCUUAAGGGCUGUUUGUCUCUGAGUCUCUACUUGGUCUAUUUGUAAACAAGAAAAGUUAUGUUUAGAAGAAUAGAUUUAGGUGUGUUUUUGCUGUUAUGCCAAGAUGUGGUAGUAUUUUAAAGGUUAAAAAAAUAAACACCACUUAAUGUAACAAAUGAUAUUUGCCAGUUUAUAUUUAAAGGCGGUAAUGGUCUACUCAUUUUACAGUGAAUGAAAAGAAACAUAUCUUAAUCAGGGUAUACAACUAAAAAUAGCUUUUGACAUUGUGAAUGUGUUAAUAGCUGCUGGCAUAUUUAUGCAAUAUCUUUUAAUCCAUACAGGAGGGCAGUAUCAUAAUGACAGGCAUGAGCUACAAUGGUAAAGAGAACGGUGUAAAGAAAUGGGAUGGCUGUACUAACAUCAAGGUCUGGCAGUUAGAGUCUGGGGAGUCUUUCUCUGACUUUAUACAGGCUUUCAACGUCAACACGAACCAGUGGAUGGCUAAGUGAGUGCUUCUCCCUUUUUUUGCUGAUGUUUGCAGUACUUAAAUUUGAUCAAUUUAACAACUAGACCUCAAACCAGAACUCAAACAGUUUUUGGGAGAGGGUUUUUUUUUUGCUAUUUAAAAAAGAGCUCCUCUCAUCUUUCAUUGUUUCAUUACAAACUCGGGCUUGUUGUGGUAAUUGUUUUUUUAACCCUUUGACAUCCAGGUACAUAUACAAACGACUACGUUUCCUUGGUAGUAAAAUCUUAUCUCAGCUGAUCACAUUGUUCUACCUGGCUCUCUGGCAUGGCCUGCAGUCUGGCUAUUACAUGUGCUUCUUCCUGGAGCUUGUUGAAACCAAUGCUGAGACACAGGUGAGGUGCUUGUCCAAUCUCUCAAAUGCUUCAGUAUGGAACAAGAAACAGUUCUAGAAUGACAUUAGCAAGUGCCUCCGUUACAAGGUUUUUAUUUAUUGCCAUGAGGUUCUUACGAUUUAAUAAUGGGUUUGUGGCCCUAAAGUCCAUAACUUUGAGUGCAUCUAUCAAUUAAUGCUAGUAAUGUUAUGACACUAAUGCUAUAUUGCAUUUUACCAGUCUUUAGUUGGAAAAUAUAUUUCUUUUUGUUUCACCUGAUAGCCAUUAACCUCUUGUAACCACUUCCUACGUUUAAGCUAUUCUCCUGUUCUUGAUCUUGGCUUAAAACUGAUGCCACCAGUCCUGAUGUCGGUAACACUAAUACAGACCUGAAACAUUUUGCCGUUUAACUCUUUCACUAUUCAUUCCUGCUCAACAAUCUAGGUUAUAUGGGUGCUGAAAAACUACAUCCCAAAGACCAAACUGACAGAUCUGUUUAUACUGCGUCUGUUAGGCCGCUUACUAAGGAAGGUCCUCCUUAUGUUCCUCUGGUCAUAUGCCCUGGUCAGCUUCGUCUUGUUAGAUUACUACAAAUGGAACCAUGUAAGUAUUUAUUUUUUUCACCCUCUUGUUGUUACAACAUUAAAAGAAAGAUUUUGAGCUUAUUAAAUUCUGAAGACGCAAUGACUUUUGCUGUCUCAGUGGUUAAAAAAAAAAUGUCCAUUUUUAACUAAUUUAACUAAUUCCAAUUUUUAAGAGACAUCGUUAUGUCUUUAAGAGAAGAAAUAAUGCACAUAACUUAGGAAGUAACAAUGGGACAUUGUGAUAUAAGGCCACCAAUAUAAAACACCAAUCAAUGAUUGAUAUUGAUAUAAACAUGUUUCCAAAUUGGUCUGUGCUAUGUUUAAAUGUGUAAGUUACUUAACAAGAAGCUUCAUUUCCAGGUCUACACAUCAGUUUACUACAUUGGUCAUGUGGCCUGCAUUCUUGUUAUGUUUGGAGGGUUUUUUCUUAAAAGUUUGUCCAAGCCCAAAAGGGAAGUCAAUGGUAUACACCCAGAGAAGGCAGAUUAAAGUAAGUCAUUAGCAUGUAAAUAAUACGUACACAUGUUGAUUGGUUUAUUGCGUGUGCUCGCUAAUUGGUCUUCUGUUUCUAAAUUAGAAAUUAUUAGUUUAAGAACUUCGGAAUUGUGCCUUCAAUGAACAAUAUGAAAUUGCCUGAAUAUACAUACUGCCAUUUGUUUAACGGGGACAGCAAACUGGAGUUCUUUCCUGUUUAAUACAAUUUUCAUGCCUCACUUGUAUAGACUUAGUAGCCAACUGUGAUUAAAGUGCUCAUGUAUUAGACUAGAGCCAAUAUAUUUUUAAACAUGUAGGAAUAUUGGUAAAUGACAUAAUAAUUUAUUAAAGGGGUUUAGUUUCAAUUGCAUUCCAUACGAUCGGUUUGUUUUCAAUUGCAUCCCAUACGAUGGGUUUGUUUUCAACUGCAUCCCAUAAGAUGGGUUUAGUUGAUGGCUAAUUUGUAUUUAUUUCUAACUAUUGCAGGUCCAAGUGACAAGUUGGAAGUAUUUGAACGUUUUCUUUCUUUUGUUUUUGUGUGGCACAAACGUAAUUUUUAUUUUCCUUCUUCUAUAUUUAAAGUUGAUCGUAAAUGAUAAAUGUAAAUUUUUUUUUCUCCCAAAUUUGUACCAGCCUUGCUGGAAGCUGUUUUUUUUUUGUGUUACAAAACAAAAGUAUGUGAAAGUUUUGUCAGAAUGGUUUGUGUUUGGAACGGUUUAGUUGCUAUUUAUUUGAUACCUGGUUAUGUCAGUUUAAAGGGUAACAGCACUGCUGAAAAUAUUUGGGGGAAAGGUGGGGGGGAUUUUCUCCCUUAUUAGUUUCUUUGUCAAAAAGUUGAAUAAUCCUUAUUACAAUUUUUAACUUCACAUGAGUGUAAAUUACAAGUUCUAAUACUGGAAACCAAAGUCCACCGAGAAAUCUUGAGGAAAACAAAAAGGAUGGUGGGGGAAACAGCCUUUGUAUGAAUGCCACCUCAUUUGAUUAUUUUGUUUAAAUUAUUAAAAUUUCUAUAUCAUAUAUUAGAUUAUAAAUUCUUGAGUAAGAAAUGUUAACAAGCUCUAUAAGAAAUAAUUAUUGCAUUUACCAUAACAAGCC
This is a messenger RNA of Lymnaea stagnalis (great pond snail), 12267 nucleotides long. Lineage: Eukaryota; Metazoa; Mollusca; Gastropoda; Lymnaeidae. The record is from the annotation of a GenBank genome assembly.